ACUUGUGAAAAGAAUUGUAUAAAACGAUGGCCAAAAGCCCAAUUUCUCUCAAUUAUCCCGCCAUGUUAUCUCUUCCGCCUAAAGCCCCACUCAGUUUCAAAUCCCUAAACCCCACCAAAAUCCAAUGCUGCAAAUCCCAAACCCAAACCGAGAGGGGCCACUCAUUCGACACCGGUGACACCUUCUUCCGCCACGAGAGCGCCACUGGCCGCGACCUCGGCGUGCUUGCCGCUGCCGUUUACAAGAAAAACUACAAUGCCCUCCGGGUGCUCGACGCAAUGUGCGGUUGUGGAAUCCGCUCUCUGCGCUACCUGGCGGAAGCCGGCGCCGACUUCGUGCUGGCGAACGAUGCCAAUCCGGACUGCGGCGAGCUUAUUUCGGUCAAUUUGGAGAGGGCCGGUGUCGAAAAGGAGAGGUGGGAGGUUAAACAUCUUGACGCAAAUCGGCUUCUGACGGAGCGUUAUUUGGAAAGGGAUUAUUUUGACUUGAUUGAUGUGGAUUCUUUUGGAAGCGACUCCACUUUCUUGAGGUCUGCCAUGUGUUCUGCCAAGUUGGAUGGGCUUUUGUAUCUCACUUGUACGGAUGGCUACUCGUCUGGUGGGCACCGUCCGCAGCAUACCUUGGCUGCAUACGGAGCUUACGUGAAGCCAAUGCCAUAUUCAAAUGAGAUUGGAUUAAGAAUGCUUAUAGGUGGUGCUCUGCGUGAAGCUUCUGUGUUGGGUUAUCACGUGGUGCCACUUUUCUCCUGCUACUCAUACCAUGGCCCCGUGUUUCGAGCAAUGCUCCAACUUAGGCGUGGCAAGUUUCCCUUUAAGAGGCAUUAUGGUUUCAUCAGCUACUGUAUUCAAUGUGGAAAUUCCCAGUCAAUCUCAUGGGAUAAACUCGGUCAAAUGAGAUGCACUUGCCAUGAUGUUCCUGGUUCGCUUGUUGUUUCAGGGCCCCUUUGGACUGGACCUCUUCACAAGUCUUCUUUUCUUACUGAAAUGCUAAACUUGGCUGAAGAGUGGGGCUGGAUAGGCAAUGGAACAGGAAAACCUAUGAAAACUCUGCUAAAGAUCAUGAUUGAUGAAAGUGACCCCUUAUUGCCAUUUGGGUACAUCAAACUAGAUGAGGUAUCAAGACGAGCAAAGAUGAACUCCUCUCGUUUGGACACUUUUUUGAAUGCCUUGCACAAGGAAGGUUAUGCCGCCUGUAGGUCACAUAUUGCCUCCAACGCAAUCAAGACAAACUGCUCUAUGGUUGAUUGCGUGAGGCUUGCUAAGGAACUUCGACAGGCUGCUGGUGAAACGUUGCAUAGUUGCAUGGAAGCAGUGGCGGAGCCAGGAAUUAAUUUGGGAGGGGGCUGAACUUACAAGGGGGUUCGGGGGCGGUAGCCCCCGAGAAAUUUUUUUUGGACAUUCUGUAUAUUUAAGGCAUUAUUUUAUUAAAAAACAAGCAUAAUAGUAAUAAUAAAGAACAACAUUUUCAUAGAUUAUAUAAUUUAUAUAUAUAACAAAUUAGUUUCAGUACAUUACAAAUUUUUUGGGACAUUCUGUAUUUUUAAAGCAUUUUUUAUUAAAAGACGAGCAUAAUAGUAAUUAUAAAGAACAACAUUUUCAUAUACUAUAUAGUUUUAAUAUAUUACAAAUUAAUUUCAAUACAUUACAAACUUUUUUUUUUUUAUCAUUUUGUACAUUUUAGGCAUUUUUUUUAUUAAUAGACAAGCAUAAUAACAAUAAUAACGAACAAUAUUUUCAUAAAUUAUAUAUUUUCAAUAAAUUACAAGCUAGAAUCAAUAAUAAUAAAAGACAAGCAUAGUAAUAAAAGCAAACAAAUUUUUUUUGGGCAUUCCAUCCAUUUUAGGCAUUUUCUAUUAAAAGACAAGCAUAAGAGUAGUGAUAAUAAUGUAUAAUAUUUUUAUAAAUUAUAUAGUUUUAAAUAACACAAUUAUCCUUAAAUUAAUUAUAAAUGGAAGAAUAUAACAAGCUAAUCAAUUUUUGUAAAACAAAUUUCUUUUAUAAUAUAAACAUAUAUCUCUAUAUAUAUAUAUACUAAAAAAAAUUCAAAAUUUGGGAGGGGGCUUCAGCCCCCCCUAGCCCCCCCUUGGCUACGCCCCUGCAUGGAAGCAUAGCAACGAUAAACCCACCCGGGAAAGGUAUUUUCCUGGAUCUCAGGUUGUGAAGAAACCACAUAUGUUGGCUUUGCUAAAGACUGCUCAAGAAUGUAGCAGUCGAUUGCAGAGGACCACGAACCAGUCUGGCAGCUAUGCCAUUGACUAUAUGCCCAACUCCAAGCUUGGCCUCAGACAGGGAUGGUAUUUACUGGAGUGCUAAUCUGUAUUUAUUGGAGUGCUAAUCUUGCAGGGAACAGACCAUACUCUUGUUCUGUUUAUGUGAAUUUGUGGGCGUGCUGGGGAGGAGAAAUGUAAAAUUCAAUUUUGUUGCAAAUUUCCUAUAUGUACAAACACAAAUACAUGCAAAUUUAUUGCCGUAAAUUUCAUUAUGUCACGGUUUACAU
Messenger RNA from Salvia miltiorrhiza (redroot sage), 2496 nucleotides. RefSeq lists its product as uncharacterized. Gene Ontology annotation, biological process: tRNA N2-guanine methylation. Gene Ontology annotation, molecular function: RNA binding. The transcript has 6 exons. NCBI's taxonomy places the organism in Eukaryota, Viridiplantae, Streptophyta, Magnoliopsida, Lamiales, Lamiaceae. Bases 27 to 1346 code for a protein of 439 amino acids. The record is from RefSeq and is a predicted model, not a curated record. Gene Ontology annotation, cellular component: nucleus.